AUGAAUAUGCGUGGAAUGGCCGCAAUGGUGACGUCUUGUAUUGGUGGAAAGGACGAGAAAUUUGCAGUUCAGGUGCGACUUGCUGCACCUGCAAAUGUUUAUUUCGUCUACAAGACAAUGGACGAAUUUGAAGCACUGUGGAGAUCAUUGGAAACUCUUACACGUAAUAUUAAGCAACUUGAUACUAGUCAGAACAGUCAGGAUGAGGUUAUGGAUGAGAAGAAGAAGACAAGGAUCAAGUCGAGUCUAUUGGCCAAGUGGUUGAGUAGUAUUGUGGAUCAUUACGCAUUCCGACAGAGUAUUCGUGAUCUCCGAGCGCAGGAGAAAGAGACGAUGAGCACACUGAAUGUACUAUUACAGUUCCUUGUUGCACGUGUGUCUGCUAUUGUCGUAGAGCACAGUCUAUUGCACUGCAACUCAUGCACAGUGGGAUGUGAACUUGUCAAGGUCGUGCGUGAUUUCCUACAGCAGCCAGUUGCUAGUACAAGUGACAAGACUGUCGUAAACAAUCAAGUGGUUGUUAGUAACCUCAAGGAUGGACGAAAACGGUCUUUUGAAGAAAUGCGACCUGAGGACGGUGAAGAGCAGCGCAGUAGUUUGUUUCCAACACGGAGUGGAAGUGAUCGGAUUGUCAAGACCCAAAAGAUAUGCGGUAUGCGUGAAUGGGCGAUUCCAGUUGUAAGCAAGUUGGAUAUGGUGGCACCUGUAACGUCGAGACGUCGCGUAUUUGCCGAAGUAGAGUUUUGA
Peronospora belbahrii is the source of this 747-nucleotide messenger RNA. Lineage: Eukaryota; Oomycota; Peronosporomycetes; Peronosporales; Peronosporaceae. The record is from the annotation of a GenBank genome assembly.